GGCUCAUAAAAAUCCAAAAGCCGGCAUCUUUGGAUAACUUGCUGGGAUCUUUAGAUUUUUUUGGUUCCCGUACUUUUUUUUCUAGUCUGAAAUUUAGAUUUUCGUCCAGCUGAGGACAAUCGACGAGAUAUCCUGGGCAUUAUUUCUAACAGAAUCUCAGCUUGAUAUUGAUCGCACACUAUUGCUAUUCCGCUCGCCCCUUGUACCUAAACAUUUUUCUCCACCGACUUGCCUCCGCUCCAUUCCCAGGGACUAGCUCUUUCCAAAGAGUGUAAUCUUAUACUUGGAUCAAGUGUAACGAAAAAAGCUUAAGCUACUACAUUUCAGUUUUCUCCCCUCUGAAGAACUUCCAAGAUGCCGAAGUACCACCAAGAUGACUGCCACAGGCAGAUGUCGCAAAUCGAUACUGUCCGUAACGUUGCCAUGUUGGGGUCCAUGGGUCACGGCAAGUCUUGUAUCAUGGACAACUUGGGUGCCAUGACCGGUUACCUCGCGGAGGCCAAGAUCGGAGAUCAACUCUUUUCUCUGUACAUUUUUUAGAUUUAGAUUUUUGGUCCGGGACCACCUGGACCAGCAUAGCUUUAGACAAUCAGAUUCUGCGACAGCCGCGAGACUAUGUUGUCUUUAGACUAGACUAUCUGGACGGGGUCAACUGGGCUCGCGCGAGUUUUCUACAAGUGACUCGCUCUUGUAGUCGAAACGGGUUGGAAAGAAUUUAGAUUUUUUAGAUUUUCAUUCUUGGAAUUGCAUUUUUACAUGAAGGACACGUGGUGGUUGCUUCUCACCCUAAAAUUCCCCAAUAAAAUUUAGCAAAUCCGCACGCUUUUUCAUACCACGGCCGCUGGAAGUCACCCAAGAAGCACCGAUAUAAUCUCAAUCCUAAUCUAACAAAAAAGGUACCGUGCGGACGAGAAGGAGAAGAAGUCGAACUACAAGACCAACCCGUGCCAUAUGAUGAUCGAGACCAAAUCUUCCGAAAUCAAGGGCGAGCCGGGAAAGCAAGAGCUCGGUGAACAGAAGGAAAAGUCCAAAUUCAUGUUCUGCAUGUUGGAUACUCCAGGUCACAUCGAUUACUCCCCAGAGGUCGCUGCUGCGCUUCGUAUGGCCGAUUCCACCUUGUGCACGGUCUCUGUUACUGACGGCGUCGGUGUCAUGAUGGAAUACAUGGUCUUGGACUCGUUGAAAGGUACUCUUUCAGGAUCCUCUUAAUGUUGGAAUACACGAUCCUGUACUGGCUGAAAGGUAUACUGUGGGAUUUAGGUUGAUAGACAUAGGCACCCUCUUUCCGUUAACGAUACUCUACUUUCCAAAAAAGCACCUACCAGGUAUCCGCACAUCAAACUCAAAGAGAUUCCCAUAUAGACGUCAACAACAAACCUUGCUUACAACCUUGCACUUCGUUCACAACCUUGUUCACAACCAAAACAACCUCACCACAGAGCGCUGCAAGCCGACUUUGUUCGUGAACAAGCUCGAUAUCUCCAUCAUGGUUCUCCAGCAAGAUCCGGAAGAUUUGUACCGUGAUCUCGCGAAGGUCGUCGAAUCCAUGAACGUCGCUCUUGUCGACGCUGAGAAGAUGGGCAUGAAGGGAUUCGGACUCGACCCGACUCUCGGUAUCAGCAAUUUCUUUGGAUUUAGAGUUUCCGUUGCUUCUAAUCGAGGACAAUUGUAGAUGUAGCUGCUACCGAAAAUGAGUUCCUGAUGAAGAAAUCGCGUCCCUACUUGAGAGACGCAAGCUCUCUCCACUCACUACGGCGUUCGUUUACCAAUGAUCUUGUCCUGUAUGCAUGAAGGCGAAUAUGCCUGUUGUUCUCCUCCGAGCACCAUCUACACCACCACUCCAAAUAGGAAACGUCGUCUUUGGAUCCGCCUACUACGGAUGGGCUUUUUCUCUCCGUCAGUUCGCUGCCAUGUACGCCAAGAAGAUGCCGGGUAUGACUGAGGAGAAGAUGAUGAAGCGAUUGUGGGGCGAUCAGUUCUACAACCCGGCCAAGAAGACCUGGACUACCGUCGAAGUUGAUGGAAGCGUUCGCGGGUAUUGACUUUUUCCGUUGUUGUUCCUUUUGUUCUGUGCUCCUCAAUUCAGGAGGGGAAGAUCGUAGUAGGUUUAUUGAUGUUAAUGCACACCGAACGACUUCCAGUUUCUCGUUCAACAAGUAGCUCCCUCCGAUCCCACUGUUUGUUUCUUCACUCCCACCUUUCCCGAACUGGCAAUCAGCAUUCACGGUUCUUCGCGUGUUUCCAAUGGGGCCUUUUUGUUGGAAGUAGGAUAGCAUAGAACAUCUUCCCGUUUGUUUCUUCACUCUCAUCUUCUCUUCCAAAGGACCCUCCCGAACUGCCCCACCUCAGUUUCUGCAAGUUCAUCUUGGACCCGAUUAUGCAGCUCCACAAGCUCAUCAUGGCCGAAGAUCCUAAGUGGGAAGAUCUCGCCACCAAGCUGGGCGUCUCCCUGAAGGCUGACGAUAAGAAGCUCAAGGGAAAGCAGCUCGUGAAACGUGUCAUGAACUUGUGGAUGCCGGCAGCCGAUGCCGUCGCUGAGAUGAUCGCUACUCACUGCCCGUCCCCGAACACGUGCCAGAAGUACAAGAUCGAACACAUCUACAAGGGAGAAAUGGACUCCGACAUUGCGAAGAGCAUGGUAUAUCUAGGCCGAUGUCGUGCUCAAGAAUUUGGACUUUAUUAUUGGUUCUUUUUGUGAAUCCCUCUCUAUCUGUACCACUAUUUCAGCGUAGAUUUUUAAUUGCAAGUUCAACGAAUUCAGCAUCCUUCAGGGAUUUUUUACCACCACCCCGACUAAUGUGAACAUCGACCCCUAGGUUGCGUGCGACCCAGCUGGUCCGUUGAUGAUGCACUUGGUGAAGAUGAACCCCACUGGUUCUGCCGGUCGUUUCUACGCUGUCGGUCGUGUCUUCUCCGGUACCGCCGCUACCGACAAGUACCACGUCCGCGCUCCAGAUUUCGACCCAGAAGACCCGGAAACUACCGCUUUCUCCCAGGAGGGCCGUUGCCAGAACGUGAUGUUGAACUUGGGCAAGGACAUGGUGCCAAUCUCCAACUGCCCGGCUGGAAAUAUUGUGUCUUUGGGUGGUAUAGAUCAGUUCAUGAUGAAGUCCGCCACUGUCACCUCCGACAAGAAGGCGUACAACUUCAAGAGCUUGUCCUUCAACGUGUCCUGCGUCUACCGUAUUGCUAUCCGUCCGGCUGAUAACAAGCAGCUCCCGAAAUUGGUCGAGGGUUUGAAGCGUUUGCAAAAAGCAGAUAUCAUCGUCCAGUGCGUGUCCGAGCCGACCGGAGAUCACAUCGUCAGUGGGUACUGCUCAGUUAUCCCUUAUUUGUUUACUUAUCUUAAGAUUGACUUUAUUGACAACAACAUAUACUUAUAUCCAUUGACACGGCUGUAGUAUCUGAAGAUUUGCAACGCUGACCACUCCUUCUUUUAUUCUUGUCUCCACACGAGGUUUCGAUCAUCUUGAAUAAACUUCCAGCCUCCUCCAACGCAAUGCCUUUAACAUCUCUCACAUCCAUCACCGUUCAAAUGACACAGUUGCGGUGAAGAGCACUUGAAGCUCGUCCUGAAGGACUUGAAGGAAGACCACGCUGGUGUGGACUUUACUCGCGGUGUGCCAACUGUGUCCUAUAAGGAGACUGUCACCAGUGAGUGCGCCAAACCAGCUCUCUCCAAGUCACCGAACAAGCACAACCGUCUCUACGUUAUUGCGUGCCCGUUGGGUGAUGAAGUGUCGGAUGCUAUCGAGUCCUACCAGAUCAACAUGCAGCAAGACGUCAAGAAGCGAGCACGUAUAAUGGAAAUUUUUCUAAUAGCUUUAGUCUCUCACGAGCUCAAUUUUCUUCGUGGUCCAUCACUUCAAGCUGUUGGUGAUCGUAGUAGAUUUUGCAUAUCAAAAAUACGACGAUCACUCGAUGUGUAGUAGCUGACACCUGGAUCCGGAUUGUCGUCGGAAAGCAAUACUACCUGGUCGACAUGAUUACAACCUUUUAAGGCUUAAUCUUUUCCGAGACAAAAGCCAAUGCGGACAAAAAAACUGAGACAUACGUAUGAUCGACCCCUGUGUCAAAGACAUAACAACCAGUAGGUGCUCUUCUCGACGACAGAUCCAGAAGAUCCUUGUAUUCGUAUGAGAAUGACCGGUCUCGCUUCCUUUCCACGUAGUUCUCACGUAGGUCCAAAUCUUUUCACCUUAGAAUAAAUGUCAUCGACAAUGAUCCACAACCACACCACCUACCCACUUCAGGUAUCCUCAUUGACGAGUAUGGUUGGGAGAAGACUGACUGCCUCAAGAUCUGGGGCUUCGGACCUAAUGAUAUCGAUGUUGGUGGUGCGAACGUGCUUGUCGAUCAGACUAAGGGUAUCCAGUACUUGAACGAGAUCAAGGAGUCCGUGAACUCCGGUCUCCAGUGGGCUGCUCGUCAGGGCCCUCUUGCCGAGGAGAACAUGCGUGGUGUGCGAUUCAACUUGAUGGAUGUCAAGCUCCACGCCGAUAGUAUCCAUCGUGGUAUGGGUCAGUUGCAGCCGACCGCUCGUCGUGUCUUCUUCGGAGCUGUCUUGACCUCCGACGCUCGAUUCAUGGAACCGAUCUUCAAGUGCGUCGUCAACUGCCCAGAAGAUGUCCUGCCAGGUGUGCAACAGGCUAUCAUGGCGAAGCGAGGUAUUCUUGACUUUUCUACUUGCUUUUUUAUUUGCCUCCAUGGCCGUUUAGAGGCAGGAGAAAAACUGCAUUUCUUCGAGACUUCUCCAAAGCCAUUUAAACCGCACUACAGGUGAAACCCAGCAUUCCGACACUAACAACGGAAAGUCUUCUGUUGUCGCUUUCCUGCCCAUCGCUGAAACCCUUGGUGACGAACCGUUCUCCAAGGUCCUGCAGACCAAGACUAGUGGUAAGGCUUUGGCCACAUACCAGUUCGAUCACUGGCAGUUGAUCCAGACCGAUCCGCUUGAGAAGGGUUCCAAGGCGGAACAAAUCAUGCUUGACAUCCGUGACCGUAAGGGUCUCAAGGUCGAGCAUCCGGACAUCUCGGAGUACAUUGAUCGAUUGUAAUUUGAGAUAGUGGAGGACGAGGAGGUGGCUACUUACUGUGGUCACUACGCUUGCGAUUGGUGUCCGCUGUUGGCGAGGACAAAGAGAAGGGCUACUCUGUUAUGAAAGAGAGACGAUGAGGUGACUCCCGACCUGUCGACCGGACCUGACGCGAGUGGUAAAGAACAAGAGAACUUAGAUCAUUUCAUAUACUGUUGCUGUACCUUUCAGCAACUAGACAAUUCUCAGCAUAUUGUACUAGAAUUUUGGGUAGUAGAAGAAGAACGCAACUACUCCUUAUGUAAUAAAAGCAAAAUAAUUCUAUAUGGUCAUAAAGUGCAUCAAACUUUCGAAUAAUGUUGUCUACCUACUGUCGUGAAAACGAUUCCCAUCAUCAUGUAACGAUAUGAAUAUCAGACUGGAUUAUAAACUACAAAUCACUCUUCAUCACUUCUGAGUUACGUAACACAUCAUAGAAAUGUCGUCCCCGGCUGCGGUCGCGACAUCGUUUCACAGCGGCCGUGUGACGCGCUCAUACGCUACGUCGCACGUCGUCAUGCACUAGGCCCUUCCACGUGCUGGAAGAGUCUAGAUUCAGAAGUAUAGUUUACGCUAGAUUGAUGAAGAAAAUGAACUUAAAAAUGAUGAAACAAGUACUGUACUAUGUAUUGAACGAAAGAAUCUAUCACCAGCACGGAAAAGACGACAACUUCAGUAAUUGUCUUCUAAGUACAGGAAUCUACACAGCAUGGUUUCCAUACAUAGGCCAAUAUGCAUGAAAAUUAUGCCCAACGCGGUACGAAGGACGGGGUAGAUGCGCUCGCGCAGUACUAUGAAGGACUUGUGAAUCAUAACAGGAACUACAGCACUUUGAAAUACUGUGACAUGGAGAUCUAACGCUGAAUACUUGAUUGAUGUGCGACAAAAACGAACAAUAAGAACAGAAAGAACGCUACAACUUCGUGGUCAAGGAAUGGCUGACGUCGAAGGUUCCGCGAAGUGAAGGAGAAGAAUAAGAGCUUGCUUGCCCAUCGCGGUGUUCAGAGGG
Molecule: messenger RNA, 6084 nt
Organism: Amoebophrya sp. A25
Lineage: Eukaryota; Dinophyceae; Syndiniales; Amoebophryaceae
Source: the annotation of a GenBank genome assembly